Molecule: messenger RNA, 3277 nt
Organism: Strongylocentrotus purpuratus (purple sea urchin)
Lineage: Eukaryota; Metazoa; Echinodermata; Echinoidea; Camarodonta; Strongylocentrotidae
Exons: 4
Coding region: 55-1635 (526 amino acids)
Biological process (GO): DNA integration
Molecular function (GO): nucleic acid binding
Source: RefSeq, a predicted model, not a curated record
UUCAGUUUCAAUGGAUCUACUGUUCUGACAACGGACACAUUCCACUUUUGUGUCAUGGCAGAAAUGAUACCCGACAGUGCCCUUGUCAGACUUGAUAGAACCUUCAGAGAUGUUGAAAGGUUGAUUACGAGCGACAGUAACUAUGCACUAGCCCGAGAACAGCUACGUGCAAUCAAUGUUAACCUGGAAAGAAUUUCGAAUAUUCUUUCAUUGGAAAUGUACAAUUCCCUGAAAGGCUGUGCCCAGCGUCUGCUUAAUUUGUGUAAUGACGGUCAAGCUGCAGAAGCAAGGGAUGCCACUACAAGGAACGACCAACAAGCUGUGGACUUAGAAGAGCCUGAAGGUGGGACUCGGCAACCAGAAGUGGGAGACCCACAUACUUCUACUAGACCUUCACAGAGUUCUCGCUUCACUGCCCCAAGGACAAACUCAGGCAAAAGAGGACGGCCCAAAGUAGAAUUGACAAGAGAACAGCUCAUUACUUUCCAAAAGAGCGGCUACACUGUCAAGAGAAUGGCUACACAUUUCAACUGUUCCUCUUCAUUAGUCUACAAGAGGCUCCAUGCUAAUGGGCUGAAAGUGAGAGACAAGUACUUGACAAUGAGUGACGAAGAGUUGAAAACUAUCAUCGCAGAUCUGCAUGAAAAGUUUCCCAACACUGGGUCAGAGAUGAUGUCUGGACUUCUUCAUGCACAUGGUCACACUGUGCAGAGGACAAGAGUACGGAAGCUGUUAGCUGAAGUUGAUCCACCUUCAGCUGCUGAAAGAUGGGGAAAUGGAGUUUCAAGGAGAGUCUACAAGGUUGCUUCACCAAAUAGCCUAUGGCAUAUGGAUGGACACAUGAAACUUAUCAGGUGGGGUCUGGUAACCAAUGGUUGCAUCGAUGGGUUCUCAAGGUUAGUCACCUUUCUGAAGUGCUCACCAAAAAACAGUGCCAAAACUGUAUUGGAACUUUUUCUAAAAGCAACCCAGAUGUAUGCAAUGCCUGCUCGGGUCAGAUCUGAUCACGGCCAUGAAAACGUCCUUGUGGCAUUGUUCAUGAACUUGACAUUUGGAAAUGAAAGAGCAAGCCAUAUCACCGGAGAAUCCGUUCACAAUGUGAGGAUAGAGAGACUGUGGCGAGAUGUGUACAAGGAUGUAAUUGCAUACUAUUACAACAAGUUCUAUGCACUGGAGGAUGAGGGUUUGUUGGACCCUAGUGAUGAUGUUCACAGAUUCAGUUUGCAUGCUGUAUAUCUAGAGCCCAUCAAUGAGCGACUAUCCAUAUUUCAGCAUGCAUGGAAUCACCAUCGAGUGCGUACAGAGAAACACCGCACACCUGAGCAGAUAUGGCGUGAUGGCAUGUUGGAAAGCAGCUUGGACAACACCGCUGUUAGCAGAGUUUUUGAGACGGAAACCUUGUGGGAGGAUGUUGUGGAAGCCAUGCUAAGGAGGUACCAUCUGUCUGAUCUUCCAGAUGACAAUGAACCACCGGAUGAUGACACUUCCAAUAUAAGCUCAAGACUGUCCAAUAUAAGCUCAAGACUGUCUCAAAUGCAGAAAGAGGAGCUUGAUCUCAUUCUUGCGGGCAAUGGUGGAUUAAGAGAUAAGUUCAGGGCUUAUUCUGAGAAAGUUGCUGAAUAUUUGCAGUUGUAAUGGGCAAGAAACUAUUGGCUGUGCUCGGGAGAUGUAGUAAAUUGAAUCUCAUAGUGCACAGCUAAAAAGUUGGAAAUAACGAUGUAGAAAUUGGCAAACUUUCACAAACAAGUUGUUAUAAUAUUAUGUGACAACCAAAUGAGAACACCUGUGAGUAUGCAAUUACAAGUACUCCUCAGUGUGUGAUUGCAAAUAAUGCUAGUGCUUUGGUACACAUACUUUAUUUAUGCUUCGUUUUUUUUAAAGGGGCUGAUAUACACAGGCGCUUAGAAUAGGCAGACUAAGAGGCAUUAUUGGUGAAAAUUUGAUCAAGAUCAUCAAGACUACAGGGAGAUAUACAGAUACAGUAGGUUUGCGGGUGCACCAUGUGUGAGAGAGAGGUUUGAGGAGUCCUGAGUACAGGGAGAUAUGCUUAUUUAAACCAUUGGUAAUGAGUGAUAGCUAAAAAAAAAAACGCAGCCCAAUGCAUCAUCAUUGACAAGCAGCUCCCAUGACUUAAGUACAUCAAAAUGCACUUGUUUCUAAUGUUAUUUGUUAAAAAUUGCUCUUUUCUCAUUUUCACAAAUUUUUAGAAAAAUACAGGGCCCACAUCACUCUGUGAUAAUUCCCCCAUUCAGUGCAGCACAAGCACUGAACAUCAAACAUAUAUACAACUUUAUAUACCUCACUUUAGAAAUCUAGCCAUCUGAUUGGUCGUAUUAGAGUCGUGAUUUCAAGUCAUGCCCCACUCACAGGGAAUAGUAAUAGCCCACAGGGAAUGGUUAUGAAUACUUUGUUAAUUUGUUAAUGAUUUUAAAAGGUGUUCAGACUUUUGUUGCUGACAUUAUGUGGAAAUAUCCUCACACGCUCUAAACGGCUUAUAAUUGCACAUGUAUACAUGCAUGAAAUCUUGUAAUCAUACAGCAGACCUGUAACAGCUCUAUGAUGCGCUCUGUUUCCGAGUGAUGCAUGGCUGCUUCAAAUAUGUAUAAAUUCAAAGAUAUUAUUAUUAUACCCCGCCAAACGAAGUUUGAAAGGGGGUAUAUAGGAAAUCAGCGUACAGUCAGUCAGUCGGUCCGUUUCAAAAAGUUUGUGGAUCACACUACUUUCACAGUUUUUUAGCAAUUUUGAUGACAUUUGGUACACUUUAUGUUUUUGAGGGUGUUCAAGAAACUUUUUUUGUGAAUGAUAGAUAAGGUGUUGUCAUGGUAACCACAAUUUUGCAAAGAUAUGUAAGUCUUCUGGAGCAAACUGCUUCCACAGUUUUUGAGCAAUUUUGAUGAAUCUUGGUACACCUAAUGUUGUGAAGGUGAAGGUGUGCAAGUCAUUUUGUUUUUGUCAUGUAGAUAAGGUGUUGCCAUGGUAACCAAAUGACAAGGUUCCCAUGUUAUCUUGUUCAUACGAUUACAAGAUAUUUUUAGAACUGCUAGCAUUUAACAUUUUGUGAAUUUUUGACAAAAUUACUAUACUUGAACAGACUAAACAAAUCACUGCCUCUUUGCUCGUGUAUGUAUAAAACAAAGAACAAGGAUGGUUGAGAGACGUGAUUUUUUUUACAUUUAAAGUAUGGAUGGUUAUUACAUGACUUUAUGUUAACAAUUUCAACAUGAUUGGUUGCGAUAUGAUGAUUCAAAUAAACACAUUUAUUGGUAUAAAUAAUGAA